Saccharomyces cerevisiae S288C is the source of this 564-nucleotide messenger RNA. RefSeq names its product U6 snRNA complex subunit LSM4 (gene LSM4). Gene Ontology annotation, molecular function: RNA binding. Gene Ontology annotation, biological process: nuclear-transcribed mRNA catabolic process; RNA processing; mRNA splicing, via spliceosome. The record is from RefSeq and is marked reviewed. The coding region runs from base 1 to 564 and encodes 187 amino acids. NCBI's taxonomy places the organism in Eukaryota, Fungi, Ascomycota, Saccharomycetes, Saccharomycetales, Saccharomycetaceae. The transcript has a single exon. Gene Ontology annotation, cellular component: spliceosomal snRNP complex; cytoplasm; nucleus.
AUGCUACCUUUAUAUCUUUUAACAAAUGCGAAGGGACAACAAAUGCAAAUAGAAUUGAAAAACGGUGAAAUUAUACAAGGGAUAUUGACCAACGUAGAUAACUGGAUGAACCUUACUUUAUCUAAUGUAACCGAAUAUAGUGAAGAAAGCGCAAUUAAUUCAGAAGACAAUGCUGAGAGCAGUAAAGCCGUAAAAUUGAACGAAAUUUAUAUUAGAGGGACUUUUAUCAAGUUUAUCAAAUUGCAAGAUAAUAUAAUUGACAAGGUCAAGCAGCAAAUUAACUCCAACAAUAACUCUAAUAGUAACGGCCCUGGGCAUAAAAGAUACUACAACAAUAGGGAUUCAAACAACAAUAGAGGUAACUACAACAGAAGAAAUAAUAAUAACGGCAACAGCAACCGCCGUCCAUACUCUCAAAACCGUCAAUACAACAACAGCAACAGCAGUAACAUUAACAACAGUAUCAACAGUAUCAAUAGCAACAACCAAAAUAUGAACAAUGGUUUAGGUGGGUCCGUCCAACAUCAUUUUAACAGCUCUUCUCCACAAAAGGUCGAAUUUUAA